This is a messenger RNA of Anopheles maculipalpis, 2565 nucleotides long. RefSeq names its product amphoterin-induced protein 2-like. The record is from RefSeq and is a predicted model, not a curated record. Gene Ontology annotation, cellular component: plasma membrane. Gene Ontology annotation, molecular function: protein binding. Lineage: Eukaryota; Metazoa; Arthropoda; Insecta; Diptera; Culicidae. The coding region runs from base 52 to 2466 and encodes 804 amino acids. The transcript has a single exon.
AGUUCCUUUUACUUUUAAGUUCCACAAUUUCCCGAAUCGUACGCACCCACGAUGGAACGUCGCGUCCAGCAACACAGACAUACGAUGGGGUCGGUGGAUGAGUGGCAGUGGGGGCAGUUUCGGAUAGGGGCACACCGAUGGUGCUGGCAAAACUCAACGUCCCGCCGAAGUCUUUGGUUCCCGUGUUCGGCGAGGACACUGUUAGUGGUGGUGCUGUUGCUAGCCAUCGUUGGUCGGGACACGGUAAGCGGUGAGCCAAACUGUCCCUCCGCCUGUCAGUGCAAGUGGAAGGGCGGCAAACAGGCGGUCGAGUGUUUGAGCGGCAAUCUGUUCACGAUCCCGGAGAACAUCGACCACUCGACGCAGGUGUUGGACGUGUCGGGAAACAACCUGCAGAUCAUCUCGAACGAAACGUUCAUCCGUUCGAACCUGCUGAACCUGCAAAAGCUGUACAUGCGCGACUGUCGCAUCGGUCAGAUCGAUGACGGUGCAUUUGCGGGGUUGACGAAUCUGGUCGAGCUGGACCUAUCGAUCAAUCUCCUCACAGCGGUACCGUCCGCCGCAUUCCAACAUAUCGUAUCCUUGCGCGAUCUCACCCUGGCGCGUAAUCACAUCCAGAAAAUCGAGAGCCACGCGUUCCGUAACGUGACCGCUCUGAACAAGCUAGAUCUCUCGUUCUGCAGCAUCCAGACGAUUGCGCCACAAGCUUUCGAAGGACUCGGGUCGCUCCAUUCGCUCAAGCUGAACGGCAACCAGCUGUCCGAGCUGCGACCAAAGACGAUCGAAACGCUCAGCCGGUUGCACGGUAUCGAGCUGCACGAGAACCCGUGGGUGUGUGACUGUCGGCUGCGGGCAGCUAAGCUGUGGCUUACGGAGCACAACAUACCGUACCCGAUCGCUCCGACCUGUGCCGGAGGUCCGGAGCGCGUGAUGGACAAAACGUUCGGCGACCUGCAGGUGGACGACUUUGCCUGCAAGCCGGAAAUGUUGCCGGUGCGCCGUUUCAUCCAGGCGUACAGUGGUGAGAAUGCGACAAUCGAGUGCCGCAGUUCGGCGGUGCCGUCCGCCACCGUCAACUGGUACUGGAACGGGAAGCUGCUGGUGAACAAUUCGCACUUUAGUGCGUACCAGCGCGUCCUCGUCUACGAGCAGGGCAACUUCGAGAAGCGCAGCAAGCUGACGCUCACAAACGCGCAGGAGACGGACUCGAGCGAGUUUUACUGCGUGGUGGAAAACCGGGCCGGUACGGCCGAGGCAAACUUCACGCUACACGUGGCGAUGCGUGACAUCGGGUUUGCGAUCGAGAACCGGCAGAUCAUUGGGCUGAGUGCGGCCCUCGUCAUAUUGAUACUGUUCAUCCUGCUGAUCAUACUGUUCCUGCUGGUGCGAUUACGGCGCAUACCGAUGACGGAGACGAAAACCCCGAACCAGGUCGAGGUGAUCACGUCCGUAAGUCCCUCUAGCAAUGUAAAUGGCAAGGUGGCGACACCUAUUAACGAUUGUCAUUCUCCAGAUCGAAAAAACGCCCCCGGCGAUCUAAAGUGCUGCCCGUCGGCGGCCAACCCGGUCCAGAAGCCGCCCCGGCUGACCGAUCUGCCCUACUCGACGUCCCACUAUGACGGGGGCGGAAGUCUGAUCGCGUCCGGCCAAUGUUUCGUGUCACCGACGCACUCGCUCGCCGGCAACAAUCCGGACCUGAUCAACGACACGAAGCGGUUGGGCAGUGGGUCCGAUCUUGCCACCGGUACCGUCGCCGCCGGCGCAUCCAGUGCCGUCGACCCGCUCGCGCACCUUAGUCAACUGCAGCUGCAGGCCACCACCGCUCUCAACACCGCCCUCUCGCUGAUGGACCCGGUCGAGCGGCCGGGCAGUGGCGAGUAUAGCCGGGCCGGUUGCGAUUCGCUCUAUCCGUCCGGGCUGUGGGAAACGCACAGCUCCAACCUAGCGGCCGCCGGACUCGACCACGGUGGUGGUGGAAGUGCCGCUAACAACGGGCCCUACUCCGACAAGCUGCCCAUCCUCGGUUCAUCCACCACCGGACCGACUAUGCUGAACCUGGACGACGAAACGUCCUCCGUCGACUACCUGAGCCGGACGUUCCCGCGAACGCAUCUUACCUCCGGGCUGUCGUUGACCACGUCCACUGGUCCAGCCGGUGUUUACGGUCACACGACAUCCUCCGGUACGACGGCGGCAAGCAACAGCAGUAGCGGCGGCGGCUACCCUGCAGACUACGGGCUUCCGAUCGUGCCCGGUGCGGAGCAGCUGCACAACAAGCUGGCCAGCGUACAGCCGGCCCAUCACGGCAGCACCGGUAGCAUGCCGAUGAACGCGAAGACGCUGCGGGUGUGGCAGAAGGGUGGCGUGCCGGUUCUGCCACCGGUGACGGCCUUAAAACGUGCUUUAUCCAACAGCCGCAACUCGCCCGACGAAGGCUACCAGGAAGGCUGCGGGACGGAUGUGUAGUCCAGCUUUUAGGCUUUCCGCUUGCCCUUACUAGCAGCAGCCCACGACCAGCCGCCUCCCUCCCCGGCCCCAGCGAGUGACAACGAUGAGGACGAGCUG